This is a messenger RNA of Dovyalis caffra, 1086 nucleotides long. The record is from the annotation of a GenBank genome assembly. NCBI's taxonomy places the organism in Eukaryota, Viridiplantae, Streptophyta, Magnoliopsida, Malpighiales, Salicaceae.
AUGGCAACAGAGGCGGUAGCCGAUUCGCACAGCAAUAGAGCAGCAGUUCAAGCCACAAACGACGACGCUUCCGCCAGUAAACUGUCUUGUGUUAAGAAGGGAUACAUGAAAGAUGACUAUAUCCAUUUAUUUGUUAGAAGACCUGUGAGGAGAUCUCCAAUAAUCAACCGCGGCUAUUUUGCACGUUGGGCUGCUCUUCGGAAGCUUCUCUUUCAGUUUCUUGAUUGUGAAUUGAAUAUCGAUGGAAAGUCCGAUUCAAAAAAGCAGAUAUUAUCACUCGGAGCGGGAUUCGAUACCAUGUUUUUUCAGUUACAGGAUGAAGGGAAAACUCCGUUUUUAUAUGUAGAGCUGGAUUUUAAGGAGGUAACUAGUAAAAAGGCAGCAAUUAUUGAAACCAGCAGUCAGUUGAGGGAAAAGCUUGGUUCUACAGCCUCAAUCUCACCAGAGAAGGGAGAAGUGCUCAGUGAUCAUUACAAGCUGCUCCCAGUUGAUUUGCGUGAUAUACAAAAACUAGAUGAUGUCAUAGCAUCGGCUGGUAUGGAUCCCAGCUUGCCAACAUUUAUAAUUGCAGAAUGUGUUUUAAUAUACUUGGAUCCAGAAUCAACCCGUGCUAUAGUUGUCUGGGCUUCGAAAACAUUUUCAACGGCAGCAUUUUUCUUAUAUGAGCAGAUACAUCCGGAUGAUGCUUUUGGGCAGCAAAUGAUCAGAAAUUUGGAGAGUCGAGGUUGUGCACUAUUGGGUAUCUAUGACACACCAACUUUACUUGCAAAGGAAAAACUUUUUCUUGAUCAAGGGUGGCAGUACUUUCUUGUUACAAACAAUGCGAGGUAUCAGAAAGCUGUUGCCUGGGACAUGCUUAGAGUUUAUACUGAUUUUAUCGAUGCUAAAGAAAGGCGCAGGAUCGAACGGUUGGAAUUGUUCGAUGAGUUCGAAGAGUGGCACAUGAUGCAGGCAAGUCAAAUCUUUCAUGAACACUAUUGUGUGGCUUAUGCAAUCAAUGAUGCCAUGGGGUUGCUUGGGAAUUUCGGGUUUACUAAGACCCAGCCAGACUUGAUCAAAUCUCCCUCAGCAGUAGCAUCGGCAUGA